Molecule: messenger RNA, 423 nt
Organism: Staurois parvus
Lineage: Eukaryota; Metazoa; Chordata; Amphibia; Anura; Ranidae
Source: the annotation of a GenBank genome assembly
ACGCACAGACACACAUGUACACACACACAUACAGAGACAUGUAUACACACACAGGCACGCAUAAACACAGAUACAUGUACAUACAUACACAGACACAUGUACAGGCACAUGUACGUACAUACACACACACGCACACACCCCAUAAAAAGUUGCAGUACUUCAUUGUUCACUCACAGAGCUGGGUACUGCACUCUAGGGGGAGGCAGAGAGCACAGCACACACUCUUUGCUUUGCUUUCACUGCACUCAGCUAUUGAGCAGUCUGACGGCUCCCAGUGCCAAUGACAGAUCUGGCCUGAGCUCCGAGCCUGCUCAGCAGGAUGGCCCUGGGGGGCACACUCACCCCCACCAUAAUUUCCACUCGCCAUUGGCGAGCAGGCGAGUGGAAAUUUCAAACUGUGGAAUAGACUGUGCACUUCUAUUA